This is a messenger RNA of Nanorana parkeri, 2022 nucleotides long. It is a transcript of the gene OBI1, whose product is annotated as ring finger protein 219. Gene Ontology annotation, biological process: protein monoubiquitination; regulation of DNA replication. Bases 1 to 2022 code for a protein of 673 amino acids. Gene Ontology annotation, molecular function: ubiquitin-protein transferase activity. The transcript is spliced from 6 exons. The record is from RefSeq and is a predicted model, not a curated record. NCBI's taxonomy places the organism in Eukaryota, Metazoa, Chordata, Amphibia, Anura, Dicroglossidae.
AUGGCACAGAACGUUCAGAACGUAACGCUGGCACUGACCCUGCCGAUCAGCUGUCACAUCUGUCUGGGCAAGGUACGACAGCCGGUCAUUUGUGUCAAUCAUCAUGUUUUCUGUUCGGGUUGCAUUGCCUUGUGGUUGAAGAACAACAACCAAUGCCCAGCCUGCAGAGUCCCUAUUACACCUGAGAAUCCCUGCAAAGAUAUCAUAGGUGGGACAAGUGAAAAUGAAAGUGUGCUCAGUCAUUCAGUACGAAAACAUCUCCGAAAAACUAGACUUGAGCUUCUUCAGAAAGAGUAUGAGGAUGAAAUUGAGUCCCUAUUAAGAGAGACAGAAGAACUAAGAAGAACUAAUCUUACAUUAGAAGAAAGGCUGAAUAGAGUCCCUGAUCCCAUCACCAAGUCUUCAUCCUGCAAUUGUGGAAACAGGCAAGCAGGGGACAAGAGCAGUGUUUGUGAUAAACUGCUGGAGGACUGGAACAGGAAGCUUGAAAUGGUCAAUGCUGCAAACAAAAAAGUUACAGAAGACAUUGACAAGUUAAAAGAGGAAAAUAGAAGGCUGAAAAAUGAAGAUGUGGAGCUGGUGAGAGAAAACUUAAGGCUGAAAAAUGAAGUGGAACUCCGUUCACCUCAAAAAUUUGGACGGUUUACAGUGGCCGCAUUGCAAGCUAAAGUAGAUCAGUUUGAAAGAGAGAUGAGCAGACUUAAAAAAGCUCUAGAGAGGAGUGAUCAAUACAUAGAAGAACUGGAAGCACAGAUUGUGCAGCUGAAAAAGCCACCAGAGGAUAAGCAAAUAGAAAAACCUCAGUGUGGAAAUACUGCCCUCAUGGAAGAACAUUCUGGAAGAGCUGCAACUAAUCAUGUGUGUCAAGAUAUUAAUGCUGACAAAUUAUUUCCAAACCACAGCUAUGAAAAUGGGAUCUAUUCUGAUGACUCCAAAGGCCUUUGCCCCAAUUCAGCUAAAUUAACUCAAACCCAGUCUAAAACUGUUAGCUCGCCUAAACUAAAAUAUGGUUUACAUACCGCUUUGUGGAAUGGUGAGGAGCAAGCUAGCUUGGAUACAGACAGUCCAGACAAGGGCAUAGUUUCAAUGUCCCAAGCCUUGGGUAGCCCUUCUUCAUCCUUACCAUUCAGCUCUCUUCAGCUAAACACACCAGACAGCAAAACCAGCUCUUUCAGCAAUACAAAUUUAAAAAAGCCACUAACAUACCUUAGAAAACUAGUGUUUGAUGACUUGCCUCAAAGACGAGAACUUGGCAAAAUGGCUUCUUCAAGGAAUGAGCACAAUGUAAACAAUACUAAUGGAACAACAGAACCUGGGCAAACAAAUGCAGUAUUUUCAAAUUUUUGCCAUAUUAAUGGAAACCCACAGGGCAAGAAGUCUGAAAAGACAGACUAUGAUAUACAGUUCAGAAAGCAAGAGACAAAUGCAGCUGAUCAUAUUUUAAGCAGGCUACACACCAUAGGUGGAGAAGACUUAAACCACCCUGGGACCUCAUGUGAAAACUUUGUGGAUAUAAACUUACCUUAUGACAGUGUUGAUCCAACAAAUGCACCAUCUCUCCUGGAAAGCCAAAGAAAUCGUUUUCAAACAAAUGUUCCUCAUUUGAUACCAGACUGGGUCAAACAUUUUCAAAGUGACUCUCCAGUCCACAUCUGUGAAUCUUCUGAAAGGACUACAUUGUCCCCUAAUGAAAGCAGUAAACAAACGAAAUCAUCUGCUGUGUGCAGCUCACUGUCCUCUUCUUCAGCCGAUCAUGAAGAACAAGCACAAAUGUUUACUGAUGGGUAUAAUAUAGAUUUCAAUAACCACUCAGACUUCAAUGUUUUACCUUGUGUAUCCCUACAGCCUACAGAGGAAGUUAAACCUCAGCCUGAUUCUGAUAAGGUAUUCCUUCCAGGACAUAUUUCAGAGGCAGCAUGUCUAUUUUCCACUCUUCAUCAAACCUAUAGUGGGAGUCCUCCAGCAAAACGAAAGCUGUUAAACCCAUGUAAUAACAGCCCUUCAAAAUCCUCUAAACACUGA